Messenger RNA from Cydia pomonella (codling moth), 3958 nucleotides. Its product is annotated as mitochondrial import inner membrane translocase subunit TIM50-C-like. Gene Ontology annotation, molecular function: phosphoprotein phosphatase activity. Lineage: Eukaryota; Metazoa; Arthropoda; Insecta; Lepidoptera; Tortricidae. The transcript has 7 exons. The record is from RefSeq and is a predicted model, not a curated record. The coding region runs from base 122 to 1276 and encodes 384 amino acids.
UUGACAUUUAUUUAGUUAAUAUUAAUAUAAUAAUGACAACCCUUUCAGCUUCAGCGGUCAGCGGUUUCGUUUUGUGAUUGACAUUUGUUGUGUAAAAUAAAUGUGAAUUGGAAAAUUGAAAAUGUCGCUCCGAAAAGUACUUUUCCUAACAAAAGCAGUGUGUUGUAAUACAGUGAAGCUACAAAAGACUAGUUUCCCUCGACAUAAUUUGUGUUUCGUUAGCGCUAACUCCCUUAGAUUCUACGGCACCGAAAAUAUAGGUGAUAAAAACAAAUCAGGAACACCUGAGAAGGUAGACAUUCUAGGAAGGUUCUUCCCACAGAACCCAGUAGCAGAUGAGGCACAAAAAAUAAAAAGUGAACAAGAAAACUUUGAAAAGGAAAACAAGGAGAAAACAGAAGAGAAUGAAAAAAGCUGGCGGAGGAUGAAGAUUGGGUUCGCAGUAUUUGGUGGAGCUCUAACAGUAAUGGGCGGCUGCAUGGUGGUGGAGAUGGGAGCGCCGAGGCGCGCUGAAGAUGGCACGCUGCUGGAGGACGAGUUCUCGCAUCUGCCGGUGCCGCUGCAGUACUUGAAGAGGACGUGGAAGGAGCUCACGUUCUAUGAGAAGAUGAUCAAAGAGCCGUCCCGAGAGAAACUCCUGCCUGAUCCGCUGCCACCACAGUACCAGCCCACCUACACCCUCGUGCUGGAGUUCACAGAUGUGCUGGUCCAUCCUGAUUGGUCCUACCAGACUGGCUGGAGGUUUAAAAAGCGUCCCGGCGUCGACCAGUUCCUUCAAACCGUGGCAGCAUCUGACUUCGAAGUUAUCAUCUUCACAUCCGAGAACGCGUUCAUGAUCUGGCCAGUGAUCGACAAACUAGACCCUGAGAAUAAGAUGAUCGCGUAUAGGCUGUUCAGAGAUUCCACUCACUUCAUAGAUGGAGUUCAUGUUAAGAACCUGGAAGGACUCAACCGGGAUUUGUCAAAGGUGAUCGUAGUAGACUGGAACAAACAAGCGACCAAGUUCCACCCGGAGAACGCGCUAAUCUUGCAAAAGUGGAAGGGCGCGGAUGACGACACUGCCCUACUCGACCUGGCCAACCUGCUGCAAACCAUCGCGAUGUCGUCAAUAUCGGACGUGCGCGACGUGCUGCGCUACUACAGCCAGUUCGACGACCCCAUCGCCGCCUUCCGCGACAACCAGCGCAAGCUCAUGGAGCAGAUGGAGGAGCGCGACAAGCAGCCGCCCGAGCCCGCGCUCACCAGGAACUGGCUGCGCUCCUUCACGCGCCGCUAACUGCUGAGGUGGAGGAGCGCGGCAAGCAGCCGCCCGAGCCCGCGCUCACCAGGAACUGGCUGCGCUCCUUCACGCGCCGCUAACUGCUGAGGUGGAGGAGCGCGGCAAGCAGCCGCCCGAGCCCGCGCUCACCAGGAACUGGCUGCGCUCCUUCACGCGCCGCUAACUGCUGAGGUGGAGGAGCGCGGCAAGCAGCCGCCCGAGCCCGCGCUCACCAGGAACUGGCUGCGCUCCUUCACGCGCCGCUAACUGCUGAGGUGGAGGAGCGCGGCAAGCAGCCGCCCGAGCCCGCGCUCACCAGGAACUGGCUGCGCUCCUUCACGCGCCGCUAACUGCUGAGGUGGAGGAGCGCGGCAAGCAGCCGCCCGAGCCCGCGCUCACCAGGAACUGGCUGCGCUCCUUCACGCGCCGCCUUUGCUGAGGUCGAUACCCUUUCUGUACCACUACCCUGGACGUACACUUUAUCGCUACGAGAUAAGGUCUAACAAUAGUCAGAAGUGUGUUCCACAAACAAGCCAUUGGUUGAUUUAGAAGUUAGGUCCUUCACGCGUCGCUAGUGUUAUACAGUAAACUUACGGGAGGCAACAUCUUUCGCUACGACCAGCGCAAGCUCAUGGAGCAGAUGGAAGAGAGAGAUAAACAAUCGCGAGCGCUGCGAUCAUUCAGGCUACUUACUAUGUCGUCGCCACAGUUAAUUUUACCGAUUAUUUGUAGACCUUCUUGCAACGAGUUAAGGUUUAACGAUGGUCAUUCAUUGUCAGCCACUGGUUUAAUUAGAAACACAAUUAGACAUAGUUUUGCAAACGGGAACCCCAAGAAUUUUUUUUAGAAAAUCGAAUUUUACUGUUAAAACUAGAGAUGUGCAAAUCGCUUCACCGAGUUGAAAAGAUUGAUUCACGCUCGCUCACUCAUUUCACUCAGUGGAUCUGUAAAAGAGAUGGUUGUAAUACACACAGCCAGAAGUGCGACCAAGAUGGCGAAACACGCGCUACUAUCCCGUCAUGUUUUCCCGAAAACCUCCGGACCUCGAGAUAGAUGAGUUACUGAGCAAGUUAAAGCGAGUUGAAGAGCCAGUGAGUUCAAUCAAAAGAUAUAAUACAUUUAAAUGACUCACUCGUGAACUACACAUGUCUAGUUAAAACACGGGGAAAUUGAAUCGAGAUUUAGUGUGGGUUGGUUCCCGUUUGCAGAACUAACUUGUAAGCGAGUGAAUAAAGUGGCCCUUGACAGACAAAUAACAUGCCAACGCUUGGGCUCAAUUGUUGCAUUUGAACGCAUUCAGAAAGAAACUAUCACUAUAGUUAUACCUCGUAAGUUAUUGAGCCGGGAAAACGGCAUUAUGAAACACAAGAGAUGUUAGGGAGAUGUAGGGUUGCUAAAACAGCACAUUCACAACUUGAGGGUUAAGUUAAGCUAUGAAUGGCAUAAACGCGAUACGUAAAUGUUCGCGUGAAAACGACUUGUCAUAAAGUCAGUUUUACCUUAGCAAACCUAACUGUCUAUCUAUUAUAAAUCGUGCCCUUCAUGGAGACACAUUCCUUGACUCGUAUUGUCAAGUAAUUAAUGGUUAGGUUUGACAAAUCUGCGCGUCAUCGUGAAUGACACGAACUAUAACAUGAACGAACGAAUUGUAUUGUAGCAUUUAUAAUUCGCAUUUUGGAAUUUUCUCAAACCUUAACUUUUUUUAAAUCUGAAACUGCUCGUUUUUUACCUGUAAAAAGCAAUUUUUGUGCUUGAAAAUGUAUUUUCUUGAAAUAAGUUACACAAGGGGGUGACUGAUACCAAGUUAAAAGCUAUAAUAUAUUUAUUUCCUCUUUUUUCUUGCUUUUACUUUUCCUACUAUUUAACCCUCUAAUGUAUUGACAUGUAACAAGUAAUUUUAUAGCGUUUUAAAAUCAAGAAAAAAAAACCUUGACAUGUUCUUUCACUACACUGAAGUCUUUACAAUGAUAAUGAAAUAUUCUACCCCUAUUAAAUUGCCCCUUAUGUACCUAAUAAAAACACAUAUAUUUGCUGCCUCUGAACUUACAAUGGGACAUGUUAUAUCUAAAUCCCAAAUACUUAUUAGCAGUAACUAUUAGGCAUUGUUGACAUGAAUGUAAAUUAUACAGAGUGACCCAAAAGACUGAUUUAGCUAGCGUUUUUGAUUUAGCUGCAGUCAGGUUGUGAAUUUUAAAAAUCUGCCCCCACACUCCUGUAAACACAAUUUACUUAAAAAUGUGUUGAAUAAAAACUGUUAACAGCACGUAUGGUGCUACUUUCUCGCACUAAUGCGGGAAUGAGCACGUUCCGUGCCUGUGUCGAAAGUUUAAAGAGCCAUAUGUACUGUAAAACGUUGCAGGAUACACGUGCGAAUAGGUAAUUCGCACUUGUAUCGUAAAUAACUAUUGGGUUAUUACCUGCAGCGAUAUCUGAAACAUGAUUGUGUGUCAUCUUUUAUGCCACUCUGUAUAAUUACCUAAAUUUAUUUUAGUUUGCAUAUCGGGCACCAUUUUAAACUUUAUUUCUUUAGCCAUAAACUUAACUACCAACCUGAAGUAAAGUUUAAAAUGACGUCCUAGGAGCAUUUGUUGUGUUAAUUGUUAUUUGUAUGUAUGUUCGUAUGGGCAUUGAAAUGGAUGAAAGAGUGUAUGUAAUACAAGUCAUUUAUUUAGAUAGGAAAUAUAGUUGUUUAUUAACGAA